AUGGAUUACCAAAAUAGAGCUGGCUCCAAGAAGGGUACUGGUGGGCUUGUUUCCGAUGCACAAGAGAACUUGUCUAGACGGAAACAGGUAGAAAACUUAUUGCGAGAUGGUGAAGAGGUUCCAUACACAUUUCAACAGGAGAAAGGCGAAGAUGAUACAUUGAAGAAGAAUCCAUAUAUUUACAGAAACCAUUCCGGAAAGCUAGUUUGCAAACUUUGCAAUACCAUGCACAUGUCAUGGUCCAGCGUAGAACGCCACAUCAACGGUAAGAAACAUGCGCUCAAUCUUAUUAGACGUGGAAACCAGUUAGAGAAGCAUAUGUCACAGAGGAGCGGGGUCGAGCAAUCACAGGAGGAAAUAGAGUUCAAGCAUGAAGUAGAGUCAAGAAAGCUAGCGCUAAAAUCUAAUGCUAUGGUACCGAGCUUGAAAAAGGCAUUUGUCCAAAAUCAAGAGAAUAAAAAAAUAGGUAUCGCUGUUCAGGUAGAUUACAGCAGCAUUCCAGCAGACUACUCAUCUGUUGAUGGAGCAGCAUACUCCCCACUCAUACGUAUAGUUACUGGAUUGGAACUAUCAGAUGAAGAAAAAAAGGACAAGAAGUAUCUCGUAAUUGCAUAUGAACCAUUUGAGAACGUCGGAAUCGAGCUGCCUUCGGACAAAGAAGUUAUUAUGAAUGACAACCACCUAAAUUUUGAUGCCGUCGAUGAAUUAAACGAGAAAUGUGCACUUUGGGACAACAACUCAAAGGUGUUCUAUGUCCAAGUUUUCUUCCAAUAA
Zygotorulaspora mrakii is the source of this 774-nucleotide messenger RNA. RefSeq names its product spliceosome assembly protein PRP11 (gene PRP11). Gene Ontology annotation, cellular component: U2 snRNP; U2-type prespliceosome; catalytic step 2 spliceosome. Gene Ontology annotation, biological process: spliceosomal complex assembly. The transcript has a single exon. The record is from RefSeq and is a predicted model, not a curated record. Bases 1 to 774 code for a protein of 257 amino acids. Gene Ontology annotation, molecular function: zinc ion binding; nucleic acid binding. Lineage: Eukaryota; Fungi; Ascomycota; Saccharomycetes; Saccharomycetales; Saccharomycetaceae.